GCGAGGCAAGGAGGGCGUGAGAAAGGAGGCGGCGGCGGCGCGGAGGAGGGUUAUCUAUACAUUUAAAACCAAACCGCCUGCGCCGCGCUGGGGAGACCUGGGGAGCGUCCGGCCGCACGCGCGGGACACGAGCGCCCCACGCUCCCAGGCGCGCACGGCCUGCCACCUCUUGGCCCCCUGCGCCCCGCUCUCCUUGGGCCCCAGACGACCCGGGACGCGUACCUUGGCGAAUCGCUCCGCGGCACAACGCCCGGGGCCCUCUCGGGGUUGUAUCGGCCUCCCACCGACUCCCGUUCCUCUGUCCGCCCCACCUGCUGCGCGCGGGGACUCGGAGGAAUCGCGCGGCGAGUGGAUGCGGGCGCGAUGGACAGCGGCGCACUGCUCCGGCCCGCGCCCCCCGUGCCUGGUGUCUCCGGCGGCUGCGCCGCUCGGCGGCGACCCACAUCCCCACCACUGCUGCGCUGCAGCCGGCGGCGACGGCCCGGCGCAUCGGAGACCGGGGGCGGCGCGGCGGCCGUGGCGCGGCGCAAUGAGCGCGAGCGCAACCGCGUGAAGCUGGUGAACUUGGGGUUCCAGGCGCUGCGGCAGCACGUGCCGCACGGCGGCGCCAGCAAGAAGCUGAGUAAGGUGGAGACACUGCGCUCAGCCGUGGAGUACAUCCGCGCGUUGCAACGCCUGCUGGCGGAGCACGAUGCCGUGCGCGCCGCGCUGGCCGAGGGGGUGCUGGCACCAACAGCCGCGCGGCCCCCCGCAUCCAGCGGGCCUCCCGGGACCCCCGCCGCCGCCGCCGCCUCGCCUUCCUGCGCCUCGUCGUCCCCGGGCCGCGGGGGCAGCUCGGAGCCCGGUUCGCCACGCUCCGCCUACUCCUUGGACGACAGCGGCUGCGAGGGCGCGCUUAGCCCCGUGGAGCGCGAGCUGCUCGACUUCUCCAGCUGGUUAGGGGGCUACUGAGCGCCCUGUCCCCGAGCAGCCGAAGCCCUGGACACCGAGCGGCCAGCGCGCUCAUCACCUAGGAGCAAAGUGGGCCGCCCGCGCCUCGGGCCCACCGUCCCGGCGGGCGAAGCCACCACCGAGCCUGGUCUCUGCGGACGGUCCCCCGUGCGGUCCAGCCUGACCAAGUGCCGCUGGGGAAACGGUCCCCGGCCUGAACCUGCCCCGCUGGCAGCGGCUUCCUCAGACCCAGACCACCCCUUCCCCCAGAGGUUCUCCACCCGGAUGGGGCCAGGGCACCAACAUCGAGAGUUUUGAACGGGAGAGGAUUUUAUAAAGGACACAGAACAUCGAUCUUUUACACAUUCAUUUGAACUGCCCAGGGAUACCGGUAAUAUGAAGACUUAUUUUUGUAUAAAAAAUUCCUUAGACUCUGAACAUAAUAAAGAUUGUCUACCCCA
Neofelis nebulosa (Clouded leopard) is the source of this 1391-nucleotide messenger RNA. It is a transcript of the gene ASCL2, whose product is annotated as achaete-scute family bHLH transcription factor 2. Gene Ontology annotation, cellular component: RNA polymerase II transcription regulator complex. The transcript has 2 exons. The record is from RefSeq and is a predicted model, not a curated record. Bases 364 to 951 code for a protein of 195 amino acids. Gene Ontology annotation, biological process: neuron differentiation; positive regulation of transcription by RNA polymerase II; regulation of neurogenesis. Lineage: Eukaryota; Metazoa; Chordata; Mammalia; Carnivora; Felidae. Gene Ontology annotation, molecular function: DNA-binding transcription factor activity, RNA polymerase II-specific; protein dimerization activity; RNA polymerase II transcription regulatory region sequence-specific DNA binding.